Messenger RNA from Bufo gargarizans (Asiatic toad), 4495 nucleotides. RefSeq names its product importin 5 (gene IPO5). The record is from RefSeq and is a predicted model, not a curated record. Gene Ontology annotation, molecular function: nuclear import signal receptor activity; small GTPase binding. Gene Ontology annotation, biological process: protein import into nucleus. Gene Ontology annotation, cellular component: cytoplasm; nucleus. Lineage: Eukaryota; Metazoa; Chordata; Amphibia; Anura; Bufonidae.
CCUCCUCCGUGGCCCCGCCCCCCGGCAGGCAGCUCUCCGGCCCGCGCUCAGUGUCGCGCCCUCUCUCUCUCUACGUGUGUGGAGCUGCGGACAUGGCGGCCGAGCAGCAGCAAUUUUACCUGCUUCUCCAGAACCUGCUGAGUCCGGACAACGGCACCAGGAAGCAGGCCGAGGAAGCCUAUGACGGCAUCCCAGGACCAUCCAAGAUCACUUUUCUUUUACAAGCUAUUCGGAAUGCCGGGGCUGCGGAAGAGGCAAGGCAGAUGGCAGCAGUCUUGCUGCGACGCCUCUUGUCUUCAUCCUUUGAAGAGGUCUAUCCAUCCCUUCCAACUGAUGUGCAGAAUGCUAUCAAAACUGAACUACUGGUGGUCAUUCAGCUGGAAUCUCAGUCCAGUAUGAGGAAGAAGAUUUGUGAUAUUGUUGCAGAACUGGCUCGAAAUUUGAUUGAUGAUGAUGGCAAUAAUCAGUGGCCUGAAGCAUUAAAGUUCUUAUUCGACUCUGUGAACUCGCAGGAUGUGGGACUACGCGAAUCUGCUCUGCAUAUUUUCUGGAAUUUCCCUGGUAUAUUUGGAAAUCAGCAGCAGCACUACCUAGAAGUAAUCAAAAGAAUGCUUGUGCAGUGCAUGCAAGACCAGGAUCAUCCAGGGAUCAGGACACUGUCUGCCAGAGCUGCUGCUGCAUUCGUUCUGGCCAAUGAACACAAUGUUCCAUUACUGAAGCACUUUGCGGAUUUAUUACCUGGCAUCCUGCAGUCAGUAAAUGAAUCCUGUUAUCAGAAUGACGACUCAGUCCUGAAGUCUCUGGUUGAAAUAGCUGACACAGUUCCAAAGUAUUUGAGGCCUCACUUGGAAGCAACGCUGCAGUUAAGCUUGAAGUUGUGUGCAGAUUCCAGCUUGAAUAACAUGCAGAGACAGUUGGCACUUGAGGUCAUUGUCACCCUUUCUGAGACCGCAGCAGCUAUGUUGAGGAAACAUACUAGUAUUGUUGCCCAAGCUAUGCCACAGAUGUUGGCAAUGAUGGUAGACUUGGAAGAUGAUGAAGAGUGGUCAAAUGCUGAUGAAUUGGACGAUGAUGAUUUUGACAGCAAUGCUGUAGCUGGUGAAAGUGCUUUGGACAGAAUGGCCUGUGGCUUAGGUGGAAAAAUUGUUCUCCCCAUGAUAAAGGAGCACAUCAUGCAGAUGCUACAAAACCCUGACUGGAAGUACAGGCAUGCUGGUCUUAUGGCAUUAUCAGCCAUUGGGGAAGGUUGUCACCAGCAGAUGGAGGGCAUCCUCAAUGAGAUGGUUAACUUUGUAUUGCUCUUCCUUCAAGACCCGCAUCCUAGAGUGCGCUAUGCUGCAUGCAAUGCUAUUGGACAGAUGGCAACUGACUUUGCCCCUGCCUUCCAGAAAAAGUUUCAUGAAAAGGUCAUUGCAAGCCUACUGCAAACCAUGGAAGACCAGGCUAACCCUCGAGUCCAGGCCCAUGCUGCUGCAGCUCUUAUUAAUUUCACUGAAGAUUGCCCCAAGUCACUCCUAGUUCCUUAUCUGGAUAAUUUGGUUAAACAUUUACAUUCAAUUAUGGUGGUCAAAUUGCAGGAGUUAAUCCAGAAAGGCACAAAGCUGGUUUUGGAACAAGUGGUGACAUCAAUAGCCUCUGUUGCUGACACUGCUGAAGAGAAGUUUGUUCCUUAUUACGAUAUGUUUAUGCCCUCCCUGAAACAUAUAGUGGAAAAUGCCGUGCAAAAAGAGCUACGCCUUCUCCGAGGGAAAACCAUUGAGUGCAUAAGUCUUAUUGGUCUAGCUGUUGGUAAAGAGAAGUUUAUGCAAGAUGCGUCAGAUGUGAUGCAGCUGCUGCUAAAGACUCAGACAGACUUCAGCGAGUUAGAAGAUGAUGAUCCUCAGAUUUCAUAUAUGAUAUCUGCAUGGGCACGUAUGUGUAAAAUCCUUGGAAAAGAAUUCCAGCAGUACCUUCCUGUGGUUAUGGGACCUCUCAUGAAAACCGCUUCCAUUAAACCAGAGGUGGCUCUUCUUGACACUCAAGACAUGGAGAGCAUGGGUGAUGAUGAUGGAUGGGAGUUUGUUAAUCUAGGAGACCAACAAAGUUUUGGAAUCAAAACUGCUGGACUUGAAGAAAAAGCAACUGCUUGCCAGAUGUUGGUCUGUUAUGCUAAAGAGCUGAAGGAAGGAUUUGUGGAGUACACAGAACAAGUUGUAAAACUAAUGGUUCCACUCCUUAAGUUCUAUUUUCAUGACGGGGUAAGAGUUGCUGCUGCAGAGUCUAUGCCACUGUUGUUGGAAUGUGCACGGGUACGCGGCCCCGAGUACCUAACCCAAAUGUGGCACUUCAUGUGCGAUGCUCUUAUAAAAGGAAUUGGAACAGAACCAGAUUCUGAUGUUCUGUCCGAAAUUAUGCACUCUUUUGCUAAGUGCAUAGAGGUGAUGGGAGAUGGAUGUUUAAACAAUGAACAUUUUGAAGAACUUGGAGGCAUGCUGAAGAGUAAACUAGAAGAGCACUUUAAAAAUCAAGAGCUAAGACAAGUGAAAAGACAAGAUGAAGAUUAUGAUGAACAAGUUGAGGAAUCCCUGCAAGAUGAGGAUGACAAUGACGUUUACAUUCUGACUAAAGUAGCAGACAUUUUGCACUCUGUAUUCAGUAGCUACAAAGAGAAGGUGUUGCCGUGGUUUGAGCAGUUGCUGCCAUUAAUUGUUAACUUAAUUUGUCCUCAUCGACCAUGGCCAGACAGACAGUGGGGACUCUGUAUCUUUGACGACGUUAUUGAACACUGUAGCCCCACUUCCUUCAAGUACGCCGAAUACUUCCUUAGACCUCUAGUACAGUCAAUCUGUGACAGCAGUCCAGAGGUUCGUCAAGCGGCUGCUUAUGGUGUUGGUGUGAUGGCACAGUUUGGUGGUGAUAAUUAUCGUCCUUUCUGUACAGAAUCUCUUCCACUUCUUGUUGGGGUUAUACAGACCCCCGACUCUAAAACCAAAGAGAAUAUCAAUGCAACAGAGAAUUGCAUUUCAGCUGUAGGAAAAAUAAUGAAAUACAGACCAGAUUGCGUUAAUGUGGAUGAAGUUCUGCCUCAUUGGCUGUCAUGGCUGCCGCUGCAUGAGGACAAGGAGGAAGCUGUUCACACGUUUAACUUUCUCUGUGACCUUCUAGAAAGUAACAAUCCAAUUGUGCUUGGACCCAACAACUCAAACUUACCCCAAAUAUUUAGUAUUAUAGCAGAUGGAGGAGUCCAUGAAUCUGUCAAAAAUGAAGACUUUUGUGGUAAAAGACUUGCCAAUGUAGUACGACAAGUUCAGGCAUCCGGCGGACUGUUCACACAAUGUGUAUCACAGCUGAGUCCAGUCCAGCAGAAGGCUUUACAAGAUCUCCUUAGUGCUGCGUGAAGACCACUACUGUUGGCGUAUAUCAGGAAAACUAACAUGAAAUAAACUUACCUCUUCUGUUUAGGUUUCUUUCUUUUUGUGUUGAGGAAAAAGGAGCAGUAGUGAGUAUAAGCAGUUGUUCUGCAGGCGUUAAGUCAGGAGAGAUGCAUCAAACCCCAGAAUGGAAUAAAAGAACUUGUUAAAAUGAAUUCUUCUAGAAGAGACAGAUGUUCCCUGCAGGCCUGUAACUCUAACUGGAUUAUUCUAUUCUGUCAUCCUUUAUCUCCAGUUUUCCACUUUUGUGGCUUGGGAAAAACUGCUUACCAUUGUCUUCAGUUAUCAACUAAUUAGGAGUGUGGUUGCUGUAGAUGAAUUUUAAGACUCAUGGACUUAGAUCUGGUGUCAUCCAAAGGGCCUUCAAAGCUUUUUAAAAUGGUGCUCCCCAUGCCAUUCGCAAAAAGUGGUAUGUCGAGUUCAUUAUUAGCACGAUGUUAUAAUCGUCAAGACAAAUUUGUCUCCACAGUGUACUAACAAAGAAGUCUGUAGAAUACAACUUUUGCCAUGUUAUAGGAUUCAUUUUCAAAUAUGAUGGUCAAGAACAUUCAUUUUGCACAGAUUUAUAUUGGUAUAUUUUUAUUAGUUUUGGUCACCCAUAGUGCCCAAAUUUAUGUGAUUUUGACAUUGGACAUUUAGCUUCAGGCCCUUAAAUGUGAAAUGUCUUUUUGGCAUGUCUGGCAAUAUCUCCCUCACUCUUCAAUAAACAACAAUGAAAUACAAACGCCAUGAGUCUCCGCGCGAGUCCCCUGCUGUCUCACUUAUUCACGUUGUACUUCAUUAUGCGAUUUGUUUGCAGCACACAGAUACAGUAUACUCUGCAUGUAAGCAGUUUAUAUUUUUGCUGACUGUUACAGGUAUGAUUUUUCUAUGUUUGUCUUAUGUAUAGGAUGCCUUUAUUUUCAAAGCUGCAUUCAUUUGAGUUUUAACACUAUACAUUUGUUUUAUGGUCUUCUGAUACUUAAUGUGUGCACAAAUAAGAAUUUCACUUUGCAUUAACACUUCCAGCUUACUCUGUUGUAUUAGUUCAGUUUAUGCUGCAACAAAAAAAAAAACUUCUGCAUUAAACUAAAAAUGCCACAAAA